AUGACUUCCAAACUCUGGAACCUUAUCGACCUGCGGAAACCAAAACUCGCAUUAGCGUUGUGCAAACGCUUCCCGAAAACCGAACUUCGCGUCACAUACGUGUCCCGCAAUCUUGCCGAUUUCGAGACUCUAGAACGGAUCAUCCUCCGAUACCCCUCUCGCAUCUCCGUACUCCACGUCAAAGGGAUAAAACCGAAAAUCGAUACGUUCAUGAGUCAGUUCCAGACUUGCGCGCCCGCCCUCACGAUACUUCACUUGACCCGAGAUACAACUGUACCUUGGGAUGCUGCACAUCAAAAUUCCUUCUUCGAAUGCCUAACCGGCGUCGAUUGCUCGAAAUUGCGUUACCUCUGUAUGAGAGGUUUCUCCUCCCAUUCACUCUGGAUAUCCAGGUGGCUACGGUCGCUCGAACUGCGAGAUCUAGAGAUCUCUCAAAUGCACGAGAGCGACGACGAGCCUCUUGACGACGUACUCGAUGCCCUUGAGGCCUUACCUUUCCUUGAGCGGUUAUGCUUGAGUAGAGGCGGUUCAUAUGAACUUUUGACUGCGCCGUCAGUGCGUUCCUCCCGCAAGGUGCACUUGUGCCGCCUUCGUGAGCUCGAUCUGGCAGGACCUACUCGCAGUUGCGCCUCUCUCCUAAAGCAUUUGAAGAUCGCGGACUCGGCCAAACUCGAGGUGAAAUGCUGGUCGGAAUGCUCAGCCUAUUUUGCCGACAUUUGGCAAGAAACCCAACCAUACUGUCUCGGGCCUGUCGUCGCACUCGAUAUGCACAUCAGCGACGUCUCCCUGUGCUCUACUGGUCGGGCACGACGCGGCGGCCCCACUCUCGUGUUGGCGCUCGAUGGUGCGUCGCCUGAGGAAGGUGAUUCGAUCUUACAGCAACUGGGUUCUUGUCAACUCUUGAGCUCCAAUGCGACCAUAUUCGCACUGAACAAACGGGAAGGCACGUUGCGCCCACGGUCCUUGUCUUCUUUGCAAAAUAUUCUCGCCAACGCCGAGGGCCUCCAACAUCUCUCUCUGAAAGGUUUGGGCGCUGCCGAAUACGCUUUUCGAGCGUUGCACAACCUUCACGCCGCCGGCGACGGCUCUCAUAUUGCACUCCCGAACCUCGCCACGCUGCGAAUCAUCGACGCGGAACAUUCCUCGGGGCAGCUGUGGUUCGGUCUCUGUUGCGCGGAGCUGAUCCGGAGGCACGCUUUUGCGCUGCGACACGGAAAGGCCCCGUUGCAGAACGUGAAGAUAGCACACUGCUCCGGUUUGGAUAGGACGGCGUUGGGGUUGCUGGAGGAGCUGGCGACGAAGGUCGUCGUGGAUCCAUCACCGGACGACGAUGAUUCUGACACGUCUGACAACGUAUCUAUCCGUUCCGAUUACGCCGACGGGGAUAUGGAGCAGUCGGAUUAG
Punctularia strigosozonata HHB-11173 SS5 is the source of this 1404-nucleotide messenger RNA. RefSeq lists its product as uncharacterized. The record is from RefSeq and is a predicted model, not a curated record. The transcript has 2 exons. Bases 1 to 1404 code for a protein of 467 amino acids. Lineage: Eukaryota; Fungi; Basidiomycota; Agaricomycetes; Corticiales; Punctulariaceae.